AUGACCGACAUACAGAAGUCAUGUGAAUACUCAUUUAAAAUUAGUUUCCAAGAGUUCUACAGAUCUCCAAAUACAGAAGGGCAGAGCCCAGGCUACGUACCCGGCCGCUACCUUUGCCGCGGCCGGCGGGGGACAGCGGCUGGGCGAGUCCCGCGCGGUGCUGCGGGCGGGUCCGGGAGGCGCAGAACGGCUCCCGCGGACGGAGCGCCCUGCGCGGCCCGGCCUGCCCAGGACGGUCCGCCGCCUCUCCCCGGGGUCGGCAGCACCGGCGCCUCCUCCUACCCCGCCGGGAGCGGGCCAGGAGCCCUCCACGUCACUAAAGCCGUCAGGGGUCGCGGUCCCGCUCACGGAGCGGCUGCGGCGGCAGCGCGAGCACUCACCGGGAGCGCGGCGCGGGGCCGUGCCCAGCCCGGCCCGGCGAGACUCCGCUGGAGGCGCGAGGAGCCGCGGCCGCCGCCGGCCAGGGAAACGUCAGCACAGCUGCCGCCCCACGGCCCCCGCUGGCUUCCGCUUCCGGGGCGUGCGCGGGCCCGCUGCGUCGUUAAGGUGGCGGCAUGUAAACGCGCCGUCCAGCGCGGGCGGGAAUUGCUGCGCUCCGCCUUAAGGCGGGGCAGGGAGGGCGGAGCUCCUUCCCCCGGCCGCGCCGUCCGCAAGGGGCGGGGCGGGGCGGGGCCGGGCGCGGCGCCAAGCGGUAGCGCGAGCCGCGCCGAGAGAGGGCGUCGGUGGGCGGGGCCGCGCGUGCGUAAAGGGCCUCUUCCGGUCGGUGUCGCUCUCCCGCAUGCGCACGUGUGGCCGCGCGGGGGGCGGGGCUUCUCCCGCGGCGCGCACGUGCGCGGGGCGGCGCGCGUGGCGCCCCCCCGCGGCGGCGGCGCGAUGGAGCUGGCGGCGGCGCGGCGCGCGGUGCUGGCGGCCGUGCGGGGCACGCGCGCCGCCGACCUGCCGCGCCUGCUGCACUGGAUGCGCAACUCCCAUGACUUUGAUGAACUUGUGGUGAGUAACAAUGAUGUUGUGCUCAGAAAUAUCGCUGAAGAUUUGAGGAAUCGUUUACCCAUCGAGGCAAUGUUUACUUCGGAACAUCAGGCUGUUCAGAAAAUACAGCAGCAUCCACUGCCCAUGAUUCAUGUUGAUGCAUUCCUUUAUGAUGAUGAUGUUGUUGAUUCAUUGUGUGAGGAGGGGAAAAUGAGUAGGAGCUACUGCACAGAGUGUGGCUCAUACAAAACUGCAUCUUUAGAGUUUAUUUCGCAUUCCUUUUCCCUCAUGGAACUGAAGUUUCUUUAUCAACAUGUACUGCCUGACCUGACAGGAAAGGGUUAUCUUUAUAGCUCAGCUUCCCAGCUCUAUGGAGUAGAAAUGAAUGCAGACUUUUGCCAGUUGCAAGAAAUGAUGGUUACAAAGUAUGAGUUCAUUGACAGAAUAAAGGUGGUUCAUGCAGACAUCUGUACUCAGCCCUCACUUCUGCAGAAGGCUGAUGUUGUUAUAAUGAAUAAUGUCUUUGAAUAUUUUCUUGACAGACAGGAACAGGCCAGAGCUUGGGAAUUUAUUGCUUGUAAUGUAAGGAAAAGAGGGUCCUUAUUAGUGACAGUUCCAAGUCUUGAGGAAUCACUUUCAAAGCUCCAGGCAGAUGUACAGCUCAGUCAAUGGGUUGAAGAGGUGCAGCUGAACUAUGAUGUUUAUAUGGAAAAGGAUAUUGACAGAGAAGCACUCGAACAGAUACAUUUAUACAAGAUUCUCUAGUACCUGGAAAAAUUUACCAGUAUCCUUAUGAUAUAUAUUUUGAACUUGGAUUGAUUUAUAUGAAUAAAUCAGGUCAAAAUUCAUAAUGUGGUUAAUUUGAGUCAUAUAUAUGGUUUUUAAUGAAAAAGAGUAUUUGGAAACAGAUUUUCUUACUGAGUUAUUUUGUCUCAAUGGGAUAUUUUGACUUUUUACUAGGAGAUAUCCUCAUGGUUUAUUUUUUGUAGAAAUCUUAAAAAAAGCGUCUACAUAGUAAUGCUAAAAGAACUUUUGGCAUUGUGCACUCCCAAUGUUUGCUAAAUAUAUCAAACCUAAGAACAGUGAAUCCUUUUUGAUGUGAAUUAUAAGAAUGCAUUUAGUGUAAUGUUACAUAAAAGUUGUAGUGCUGUUUCAUUUUGGUAUAAACCAUUUAUUCUUAUCAGCAAUAAUAUUUAUUAACAGUA
Molecule: messenger RNA, 2174 nt
Organism: Lonchura striata (white-rumped munia)
Lineage: Eukaryota; Metazoa; Chordata; Aves; Passeriformes; Estrildidae
Source: RefSeq, a predicted model, not a curated record